AUGCCUGGAGAGGAAUGGUUUACUAAUUUUAUGGGACGGCAUCCAUCUCUAAGUGAGAGAAUGUCUCAGAACAUUAAAAGAGUAAGAGCAGGUGUUUCAAGAGACACUAUUUCAAAUUAUUUUGUCGAGCUUGAAAAAUCACUUGAAGGCAUUCCAUCAUCUAAUAUCAUAAAUUAUGAUGAGACGAACUUUACAGAUGAUCCUGGCAAUGUGAAAGUGAUUGUGAAAAGGGGGUCAAAGCACACCGAGCGCAUAUUAGACACUUCUAAAACCAGCAUCAGUGUCAUGUUUGCUGGUGCUGGUGAUGGAACAAUGCUUCCACCUUAUGUUAUCUAUAAGGCAAAGCACCUGUAUCCAACGUGGGUUGAGAAUGGACCAGAUGGUGUGUGCUUCAACAGAAACACAAGUGGCUGGAUGGACCUUGAGAUGUUUGAGGAGUGGUUCCAGAGAAUUAUUCUUCCCUAUGCAAGAAAACUUACUGGGGAAAUUGCCCUGAUUGGUGACAAUCUCUCCAGUCAUAUCUCCCUUGAGGUCGUUAGAAUGUGUGAGGAGAACAAUAUAAAAUUUGUUCUUCUUCCUCCAAAUUCGACCCACAUCUGUCAACCUCUAGAUGUGGCAUUUUUCCACCCUAUCAAAAAUGCAUGGAGAAAGGUGCUUGGAAGUUGGAAGGAGAAGAAUAGGGGAGUGCUCCCAAAAAGUGUAUUCCCAUCUCUUUUAAGGGAAACUAUUGAAUCAAUUGGACUCACAUGUGCGGACAAUAUUCGGUCGGGCUUCAGGGCGUGUGGGAUUGUUCCCUUGGACAGUGAUAGGGUCUUGAAUAAAUUACCUCAUGACCAUGAGGUUGAGGAAGGUGCCGACGAAGAUGAGGCCGGUGAAAGGUGGAGUGAAUCGUUCACAGAGGUUCUAAAAAAAUUCAGAGAAAGUGACCAACCACCAACUCAACAGGGGCGCGGAAAAAGACUGAACAUUGUUCCAGGGAAGAGUAUAUCUGCUUCUGAUGUGGCCCCUGGGACAAGUUCAUCAGGAGGACAGCAGCAGCAGUCACCACCCAGAGAAGAGGAAGAGCCUGUUGAGCCGAUUGAAGAGGAACAGCCUGGUAUUGAAGAGGAACAGCCUGGUGAAGAUACAUCUUCAGUGAAUUACAGUGUUGGGGAUUUUGUAGUGGUGAAGUUCUCCACAGAGAACUCCUCAAACUUGAGAUUUUGGGUGGGGAACAUUGUAAAAAUAAUUGAUGAAAAUCUUCUAGAAAUUUCAUUUCUAAGGACUAGAAUUUUGCAGAAGAAUAAUUUUUCAUCAUUCUCAUCAUAA
Nilaparvata lugens (brown planthopper) is the source of this 1308-nucleotide messenger RNA. RefSeq lists its product as uncharacterized. The transcript has a single exon. Bases 1 to 1308 code for a protein of 435 amino acids. Gene Ontology annotation, molecular function: DNA binding. The record is from RefSeq and is a predicted model, not a curated record. NCBI's taxonomy places the organism in Eukaryota, Metazoa, Arthropoda, Insecta, Hemiptera, Delphacidae. Gene Ontology annotation, cellular component: nucleus.